Molecule: messenger RNA, 916 nt
Organism: Aphanomyces astaci
Lineage: Eukaryota; Oomycota; Saprolegniomycetes; Saprolegniales; Verrucalvaceae
Exons: 4
Coding region: 15-872 (285 amino acids)
Molecular function (GO): 3-dehydroquinate dehydratase activity
Source: RefSeq, a predicted model, not a curated record
AGUAAACUCACACCAUGAUCGCUCGACUGUCAGCACCGCUGAGCAAGCUGCUUGGCUCAACGAAAGCUGACCAGCUACCAUCUCGUAUUCACCGACACCUAUCCAUCAAGUCGGCGGAUGACUUCUUUCUGCCCAACCUCCAUGCCACUCCCACGCUGACAACUGGUCCGCCUGCAACCAGCCACGUCGACGACGAAGGAGCAGCACAGGACGUUGCUGCCUACGAACGAGAUAUACAGCUACUUGACCACGGUGCGCCGUUAAAUCAGCUCAACAUGACACGAUCUUUUGUAGAAUUGGAGUCCUUGCUUGGACCAUUGCAAACGAAGACCGAGACUGACGACGACACAACACCGCCAAAUCACCUAAACACCCGCCAUCCAACUACUGCUCCACCGGCCGCCAAGAAUGUCAUUCGCAACGAGGUGCAGCUGCCACAUCAUAUGGCUUUACCAAAGCGCGAAACUGGUCAUCCACAUGUGCUCGUCAUCAAUGGGCCGUGUACGGUGGUGAAUGGACAAACCAUGGGAAUUCCGUGGGCGAGUCUCCAACAAGAGCUCGAACACGUGGCUACCACCGCGGGGUUGGUGCUGGACGUCAAAGCCUCCAACCACGAAGGCACCGUGAUAGAUUACCUCUUAAGCACAUCGCCGAGCACAGCGGUGGUGCUCAAUUGCGGCGAGUUGCUGGCCGCCUACCCAGGCAUCCAGCAAGCCCUCGCACUCACUCGAGCCCAUAGCGUGGUUCUCUUGAAUGAGCAUCCGUUCUCAUUCGCAAUGACGGCUGCCGUCGGUUCGCGGCGUGUUCGACAGCUCACAGGGUUUGGCGCGUCGGGCUACAAACUUGCACUGGUGGCAACCCAGGAUCUGUAAUCGACUACGUAUCUUGUAUAUUUCCACAUGACGAGCUUGUUGCC